Molecule: messenger RNA, 1533 nt
Organism: Hyposmocoma kahamanoa
Lineage: Eukaryota; Metazoa; Arthropoda; Insecta; Lepidoptera; Cosmopterigidae
Product: nuclear receptor-binding factor 2
Exons: 2
Coding region: 82-867 (261 amino acids)
Biological process (GO): autophagy
Source: RefSeq, a predicted model, not a curated record
UUAUUUUUUAUUUUUAUUUAUUUCAAUAGACGUGCCUUCAACAAUAAAUAUUUAUUAUUUGUUGGCAAAAAAAUAACCACAAUGGAAUCUCACCCUUUGAAUUUGGCCCAUCAGCAACAUCGCCGUGCCGAAGCUCAUCUAAAAAGCAACAGAUAUGACGAAGCUAUGCAGUGCCACCACAACGCAGCUGAACUACUUUUAGAUGCCAUGAAAUCAACUGCCUCGUCAGUGGCCUUAGAGUCUAUCACAUUGCAACACAGCUACCAUCUUAAACAAAAGGAUCUCAUCAAAAGCAAAAAGGAACAAUAUGCGAGGGUCAAAAAAGCAAUGGAUAACCUUAAGCUUAUGGCAAAAGACCCUUUUAAUCUUCAAGGUAAUGAACACUCCAAAAUCCAAAUGGCAAUAUAUAGAACAAUAAAUGAGAAUGAGUCAUUAUUGAACAAAUUAUCAAAUACAAAGGAACAUAAUGAAUUAGUAAAGGAGCAUGUUAUAAGAGAUGUUACAGACAAAAAGAAAAUUGAUAAAUCACCGCAGAUUAUAGUGGAAGAGCUACAGAUAUUGAGUCAAGAUUUACGCUCACUGGUUGAGCAGUUAGUGUUUCAGGUUGAGGUGUUAAAAGAUGAGAACAUGACACUGAAAGAAAGAGUAAGUUAUUUGGAAAAAGAGAGAGUGAAAUACUUGAACAUACCCACUCCUGGAGGGGAAACAAUGUAUAAAAACUUCUCAACAAUAAGUAUUGGUGAAGAAGCUUUACCUAAAGACUCUAUUCCAGUGGCAAUUGUGCCUCCUCCAAGCAAAUUAAUUACAGCUACAGAACGGUUAAACCAAAAACCACAUUUUGAUCUUAGCGCUUUAAAAGACGAUUAAUAGUUUCUAAAACCUGACAUGAUUAUAACUUAUAAUGACAUGUCAAUGCACAGGAAUAUUUUAGACAAGCUUGUCAGCAAAUGUAAGCCUAUUUUAAGAUUGGUUAGAAAAAAUGUGUUUUAUUGUAAAUGAAUAGUUGCAUUCCUUUGUGCAUAUUUAUGGUCUUAUGGAAUGUUUUAAAUGUGUGCUCUCAUCAAAACGUUUUCUUUUUUUAGUACUUUAUAAGAACAAUCAUUACAUUUUUAUGUAUAACCUGCUUUUAUUUAGUUGUAAAUAGUAACAAAUAAACCCUUUGGUUUAAAGCCCUAGAAAUACUCAAGUCCUAGCCAUUAGAGUCGUAUUUCCAGUGCUUGAAAUCAUACUCAAGUCCUGACGUAAGCAUUGAGUAGAGUUCUGGAAUACGACCCUUAAAGUAAAAAGUAACCACUCACAGACAACGUAUUCACAGAGAGUUCCUUUUUCAAAUUUCUUAUUAGUUUUUUUAGUUUCUUUUACAUUGGCCAGUUCCAGGAACUUUUAGUAUGCCCCACACAUUGACCUAACAACAAAUGAACAUCGGGUCUAAUACAAAAACCACGAAAAAAAUGUCCGAGGUUAACCUAUACAAACAUGUAAGAAAAAACCAUGAAUUUUUUAUUUUUAAAUAACCAAUUUUGUGAGAGAGAU